UUAGGCUUAACUUGAAAUUACGUAUUAAUAAAAGUCCGGUAAGUGAAAUAAAGUUAUUUAGCAUUAGGGGAGGUUCGCCGGUUUUAAAGGCCGUCAAAGAUUUUGCGGAAACAAAAAUGGCGAGUUAUGAUGAUCACGGUAACAGCGGAAAACGGCACAGAAUGGAUAUAAUGGACGAUUAUCUUGCUAGUAUUGGUUUUCGAAGAAAACCUGUACCGAAAGAUGGUUCAUCUUUGUUUCGUGCAUUCUCUGAGCAGAUGUUUAAAACACAAGCCUAUCAUCUUUAUAUCCGGGAAUCUUGUGUUAGAUACAUGAAAAGGAACCAACAUAUAUUUGAAAAUUUUGUAGAUGAUUCAUUUGAUGAUUAUCUUGCACGAAUGAACAGUCCUAAAGAGUGGGCGGACCAGUUAGAAAUUAGUGCUUUGUCUAAAAUGUACAGUUGUGAUUUUCACAUCUAUGAGCAGCCUGGUCACCGUGCAAAGAAUGUCACUGAAAAUGAUUGUGAACAGGAAGUUUAUUUAUGUCAUUCAGGCCAGAAGCAUUAUGAUUGUGUCUAUCCCAAGUCCUACUUUGAAUCAUAUGGGAUUUGUCAGUCAAUUCUUACUUCCAUAAUAUUGGAACGUGUACUUGGAAUGAGCAAAACCACUUUGAAUAAAUGCGUUGACACAUUUCGUAUGCUCUCCGGCCCAAGUACUUCUAAUGACAAAUCAAAGGAAUAUGAAGAUAAAGAACCUCCUAUCUCACCAGAGAACUUCUUCGAACCAUCCAUUGGAAUUCUAGUUGAAGGAAUCGACCUGACAAAUCAGUCUGGAUUGGCAUACAAGUUUCCAAUACCACUAGAUGUUGUGAGAUCAUUAGAUCCAUCUAUAUACAGAAAUGUGGAUUAUGAUUUCUGGCUCACUAUUAAACGAAAACAACAGUAUGUUGAUUUUACUGUAAGUGAAGGAAUGCAAUAUUUCAUUGGGGACAGAUGUCUUAUUUCUUUGAGUAUAUACAGUAAACCAUUGGUCGGCCACGUGCAGGAAGUAUCACCAAACCAUGGUCCAAUCACUGUGUUUAUUGAAGCAUUGGGAGGUCGACAUACAAUAUCUGUGAAGAACGUCAAGCCAUUAGAAACAUAUAGUAACGGUUGUAGAGCUGAUGCAUGGCCCUGUAAACAAAGAAGGAGAUCUCAUUCUGAUUGGAACUCCAGAAAUGGUGGAAGUCGAAGAUAUGGCUGCAGAUCAAAACAUUGGAGUGAUGCAGCACCAAUGCAUAGUGGAGAGAUUCAGUUUAAUCCAAAAUAUCACCUUGAAUUUGUUGCUCUUCAGCAGAAGAAGAUGAGAAAUGGUGGGUCUGGUUAUUCAGGAAAUGGUGUGCACCAGCAAAGGCCUAACCAUCCAAAUUUGGAAGAUGAUAUAUCAGAUCCAGCAAAAUCAUAUCCGGAAGAUUGUGUCAGCCCUCCUCAGUCGAAACUACAACACAGGGAGAAAAGUCAGUGGCAUUCAAAUCAAGUGAAUGAAUUGUCUCCCACUACCAUGUUUCAAAACAUGUCAAUCAACCAAAGUUUCAUAGAGGAAAACUGGACAGAAUGUAAUAACUCUGGUGAUUAUGCAGAGGGCACAAGUGAUAUAGAUACAUACAAUCAAGCAUGUGGAAGAAAUUGGAAUCAACAAAAUGUUUCACCAAAUGAAGAAUACCAAACUCAUCCUUAUUUUCAGCAACAUGAAAACAAAGAAAGUCGAAAAAUGUUUGAACAGGAAAUACCGUACAACAAAAACAACCUUAAUAACCAACAAAAUGUCUUGAAUGAAAGUGCCACCAAGUCUCACAGCCCUCAUAGCAGUGAUAGCUCCAACAGUGAAACGGAGAAUACUCGCCAUAAUCAGCAGAAUGCAGAAUCUUACCAAGCAUCUGGUGAUUACAACCAGUUAUCUGAACACCUUCCAUCAGCAAUUGAAGAAACUUAUAGUUCUGCUAAUAAUGUUGGUGAAACUUCUCAUUAUCCAAUAAUCCAACAUCCAUAUUUAUCACCUGAUCAACUUUGUCCCAUCAACCAACCAUACCCCCUGCCACAAAACAAUUAUGGUCCCGCUAUUCCACCACCACCACAUCAAUACAUGGCUACAAGUCCAAUACCAAGCUCCACCACAAACAUACAACCACGAUCCGGUUACCUUCCAUAUCAAGCAACCAUGACAGUGCUCGAUACUGAAGGCAAAGAAAUGGUUGUAACGGAUGACAAAAAUCCAUUUCAUUACUUCUUCAACCUUGGAUUAGAGUAUUAUCGUCAAAUUAGAAGCAACCAGCCAAUGAGUCCGGGGCCCGUGUUUUUAGCUCCUCCCACUCCCCCACCUUAUUCAUCUCCAGUUCAACCUGCACCAGUCAUGUUUCCUCAACCUGUGGCUUAUUUGCCCCCUAGUCCCACUGCCAGAUACAUGCCAACCCCAGUUCAACAACACCACAUGCAUGCUGGAGCAUGUAUGACUGUACCACAUUUUCAUGAAAUGAUGUCAAACAUGCAACCAUCAUAUCCACCAGGCAGAUUAGUUAUGCAUGUUCCACCUUCACAAACAUUUCAACAACAACAACAGCAUUCCCAGGGUGAAGGUGUUCCACUUGAUGGUUGUGAAGGUUUAGGUUUAGAUACACCAGCAAUCACAACUGCUUCACAUGUUAGCACAGGAGGUUCUAUAAAUCAUGAACCUACUUCAUUGGAAGCUUCUAUACCCCAUGAAGGUCUCACAUCAUCUUCAUCACCUACAUUAGGUCUUCCAAGCUUUUCUGGGACCAUGCAGCCUAUACCCAACCCAUACAUGCCAAGUUACCCUCCUCAACAUAAUAUUCAAGCAGGUUAUGGUCCAAGUGUUAUCAAUGCACCAGUUUAUGCAGCUCCUGCAACUUCAGUUCCUACUGCAAGACCUCAUUUUCCUGGUGCCUAAUUCUUUUUUUAAUUAAAUACGUUUUAGUUAAAGUGAAAUUUGUUUUACUUGCAUUUUCUGUUUAUAUACCUGUGUGUCCUAUUUAAGGCCAGCAGAUUUUACAAAUAUCGAAUAUGUUAAUACCAAACCGUUUUGUUUUUAUAUGUCUGACUUUUACUUAUUUCUGUUCCCUUUUUCUUAUAAUGUAUAUAUUAUCACUACAAUUUCUCUUUCUCUUCUGUAUUUACCAUCACUUAUUCUGUAGGGCUGUGUAAUAUUGCAGUUCCUGAUGUAAAUAAGUCUAACAGUAGACUUGUAAUCUUUUUGAAAGCUCCAUCAAAUGAAAUACAUUAAUUUUGCAAAUCGCUCUGCUAUGUUUUCGUUUUAUUCUUUCAGUUCUUUGCACAGAAAGUGCCCUCAUUUUGUUAUUAUCUUAUUUUUAAGAAAUCCUUUCACUACUUGAUAAAAUUUGUUUCUAACUUAAUUGUUCUAAAAUCUAAAUACCUUAAAACUAAAGACCCAUAGUCAAAUCAGAAUUAAAUUUACCGAAACAAUAAAUAAAAUUUAUUUC
This is a messenger RNA of Ciona intestinalis (vase tunicate), 3471 nucleotides long. The record is from RefSeq and is a predicted model, not a curated record. NCBI's taxonomy places the organism in Eukaryota, Metazoa, Chordata, Ascidiacea, Phlebobranchia, Cionidae.